CGGACACAUAUGAUGCCUUGACGUGUGCUGACAUGUCCGGCUCCGUCCGUUGGGAUGACGUGCACAAACAUGCAGAGGUCACACAGAGGUGAUCGAAUGCGUGCAUCUCUCUCCAUCGGUAGCAACAGAGACAGCGAUACGUCUGCGUGGCAGGCAAACGCACCCAGCCAGCGGCCUGCCCACGACACCACAGAGCUUACAGAGCUUGCUACCUUCCUUGCUUGCUGCCUUGGCACAUGCGUACACACAUGCAAACACACACAUGCAACCCAACCACGCUCCCUACGAGCGUGGUGUGCCGCACCUACCAUGCAGCAAUGCAAGCUGGCUGGCUCAUCGAUAUGCGAGCUGCUUGUUCAGCUCGUCAGCCCACGGACACCAUGGACACUCACAUGCAGCAAGCGACACCACACCAUACCCCCUGAUAAAGGCACUGCACCCACACAUGGACAUUGACACACACAUGCAUAGCUACAUAAACCAAUCACACGACACGUACACACGUACACACAUAGAAGCGACAAGUCAUUACGGCAAAAAGCGCGCCAGGUAGGAGAGGCAAAUCUGUCAGCCACUCUCUCAUCCGUCGUCUGCGCGUGCGUGGAGGUGACUAUAGGCCGAUAGGCCUCCCCGCCCCAUGCACCACGCACACACCCAUGAAGACUGGAGAGCGUGUAACGAUACGACACACACGCUCAGUCAACCAUAAACCACCCCGCCCCCCUCCCUCCCUCCCUCUCAGCAAAAAAACUGACAUGCAAGUGUGGAUGACCCACACAUGCACCAGUCCCCCCCUCCCUGUAUGCGUGUCGCAUUCAUUAGGUGCCCAUGUAUGUGUACCCACGUUACGUAGGCAUGUAGAUAUCUACACUUGUUUCCGCCCUCACGUACGCAGCUGUGUAUGUGCGUGUGUGUGUGUAUAAAAGCAACCCUGGUCAAAAAGUGAGCCAGUGGGUGUGCAUGAAUGACAUUGUAUGGCGACAGUAGUGAGUGGUUGAGCCGCGUGCUAGACCCAAUACCGUAUCCAUCCAUGGGUGAGUGUGUAUAUGCACCAGCGCACGCGGUGCCAUAUGAUCUGUCCACCCCGUCCCGUCCCCGUGACAAUAUCAACACAAAUCCGCCACACCGUCCCCCCCUCCCCGCCAUCCGCCGGUGUGUAUGUCUGUAUGUAUGUAUGCAUUAACAAUGGGCACACACCACCCGCAUCACAUCACCGCCCACGUGUACGUAAAACUGUGACUGAAAAGACCGACAACAGCCCACACGCCAAACAGGCCGAGGAGCAACAAACCCGUUCGUUCCAUGUUUGUGAGCAUAAGGAGCGAGCAAGCCAGUGUGUGCUGUGCGACAAAAAAAUGAGCAAGUCGGCCUGUCCAUCGGUCGAUGGCAGCCUCCCAACCAGCCAGCGAGUUCCUCACGCGCAUGCAGGUGGGGAAAAAUCCAGUGAGAGAGACAGAAAGGGGCAGGUCAUGUCAACCCAACAGACAGCCAGACACGCGGAGAGGGUGCGAGAGGGAAGGGCGCAGAGAGGCAGCCAGCCGGCCUCUCAGCGACCACAAAUACCACGAACGAAAAAGACGUGCAGACGCCCAUGGUGGGUAGGUAGGCACGGGCAGCAUACAACACCCUCACACACCACUGGGGGGCGGGGACGGGGCGACGGGUGGAUCAUGGGGUGGGUCAUCAAGAAACAAACCGGUACUCGUACGUACGUAACCACACAGAUACUCGCGUCACACCUUCUGCACUGGCUGCACUGGCGCCGCGACGGUCGCCGCCUCGUCAUGAUGGCAGUACCCAUUCUCAACCUGCACAGACAGAGCACCAAAGUGCAACCAACAUUCUCAGUUGCAGGCAGCCCCAUGCAUUGCCUGCCACUUCCUCCCCUGUUUUUGCGACUGACUGACCUCAUGCAAGCAUGUGUGCGGCCUGCCGACGACGAUGGCGUUGCCCGAGGGUGAUGUGGGGAACCCGGUCGCCCUGCCCUUGCGCUUCAGACAGAUGUACACGAUGGCGAAGGAGAAGGUGAGGAUGAGGACGGACGCGAGAAUGCCGACGGCGACGCGGUAUCCGGUCAGCUCGCUGCUGAUGGCUGGGGGAAGGCCCGACGUCGACUGCUGGUGGGAGUGCUGGUCGAAGGAUGCCUCCUCUGAGAGGGGGCUGACUGCGAAACGACUCUCUGUUGGACGACGGCAACACACACACAGGGAGAGAAAGAGGUGGCAGACGGUGUGCGUGGAUGUGGCCGUCUGUGUGUGUGUGUGUGUGUGUGUGUACCUUGUGAUCGGUCGAAUAUCUGUCCGUCGCUUUGCUGGUUGGGGUGGCGAAGUUGGUCGUCCCACCUGACACACCGAUUGACAAACGGCACACACGAAGAAACAUACGGGGGGGAGCGAGGCAAGAUGUGACAUCGCGCGCCCCAACCUACCCGGUGCAGACGACUCUGUUGAUCUCCACCGUUUCAUUGACGCACUUGGAAUUCCACUCACCUGACACACACACACCCAUACACACGACCCGUUUGGUCACUCAGUCGCACCGGGUGCUGUCUGUCUGUCUGUGGUGCGUGUGCCCAUGUACAUUUCUUGAUCGCUUCGUGUCUCAUAAGGUGCUCGUUGUUCGGAUCGAACUGCAUCUCACAGCGAGACACCGGCCGACCUGCACACACAUACCGGGCGCUGCACACUCGCCCCCGCCCCCGCCCCCUUUCGCAAUCACUCACCGGAGAGGCACACGUAGUAGCAGCUGCCCCUGACGAAUGAAUCCUCGACCUCACAGUGGCUGAAGAGGUCCUGCUCCUCGCCCAUGCCUUUCAGGUCGGUGCACUUGACAAUAUCGGUCCCGUUUUCGUUGAGCACCUCGCUGCACUGGAGGUCGAUGUCCAUCAUGUAAUGGAGAAAGUCGUGUGGACUGGGUCGGCUGUCGAUGCAGUGCCCGUAGUAGUCCAUGUCCUGGUGCAUGUCCGGAUCACCCAAACACUCUAAACACACACACACCAACAGACAGGGCAGGCACACAAUCACCACAAAUGCAGCAACGCUCCCCAUCCGGAUUCUGUGUACGUGUUGCUUUUGUGCGCCGUCCCGCCCCGCCCUGCUCACGUUUGUCGAGGGGGUUGUCGCUUUCGAACUUGCCGUAGUCGCAGUAGAAGGUCUUGUUGACGAGGGUCUCCACUCCGCUGGCGUUCCUCUCCCCAAGCUCACGCAGCGGGGUCAGUUUGCGCCGCGACAAGGAUCCCAUGAUUUUGUGCACCUCAUUGCGCACCAGGCCAGCAGGCACAGAUGAGCCACUGCUUUUGAUUGUGCACCAGACAGCCGAAAGGGACAAAAGCCACAGAGAGAUGGGACGCAUUGUGUGUGAGGAAUCGGUGACGGAGACUAUGCGGUGAUGGCGGAAGGUGUGCAGCGGUCUGCAGUCGCGGGAUUAGAAGGAAUGACGCGAAGUCUCU
Vitrella brassicaformis is the source of this 3448-nucleotide messenger RNA. The record is from the annotation of a GenBank genome assembly. NCBI's taxonomy places the organism in Eukaryota, Vitrellaceae.